AUGAACGAAAUUUUCAACUUGAUAAAGGUCUGGUUCUUAGUCUUUGCCUCUGUAUGUUAUUGCUAUGCUAUUGGUAAGGUAGUUCCGAAAGGAACUAGAAGACUUCUCUUUUUGCUCCCAAUCGUUUGCCUCUUUCUUUACCUUCCUCUUCAUCUAUUCGUCAUUCAUUUCAGAGGUCCUACAGCUUUUUUCAUUGCCUGGCUUGCAAAUUUCAAGCUUGUACUAUUUGCUUUCGGUAAAGGCCCUUUGUCUUCAGAUAAUCCAUCGAUCUCCCUCGCUCGUUUUGUGGCUGUAGCUUGUCUACCCAUCAAGAUACAACACCAAGUUAACCCAUCUCCAAAAUCACAUAUACAUGGCCAAAAGCUUGAAUAUAGAAAAAAUUCAUCGCUAAAUUAUGGGGUAAAGGCUUUGGUUUUGGCUAUAUUGGUGAAUGUUCAUGAUUAUAGUGACUAUAUCCAUCCAAAGGUCGUUUCCUUGCUUUAUGUCAUCUGCCUAUAUAUCCAACUUGAAAUAUUACUAGCCAUAGCAGCAGCCACGGCUAAAGUGUUGCUAGGAUCAGAGCUAGAGCCACAGUUCAAUGAGCCCUACCUAUCCACAUCAUUACAAGACUUUUGGGGUAGAAGAUGGAACAUCAUGGUUUCAAGUAUCCUAAGGCCUGCCGUUUAUGAGCCUACCCGCAACAUAGCCUCAGGUCUUGUGGGCAGAAAAUGGGCUCAAAUUCUAGCGGUCGUGGGAACAUUUUUUGUCUCAGGUAUCAUGCAUGAGCUCAUGUUCUUUUACCUAGGGCGUGACAAGCCCACAAUGGAAUUGACUUGCUUCUUUCUCCUCCAUGGACUGUGUCUGACAGUUGAGAAUGUUUUGAAGAAGCAUUUUAGUGGCAGGUGGAAGUUGCCGACGCCGAUUUCUGGGCUACUCACUAUUGGGUUCGUGAUGCUGACGGGGUAUUGGCUGUUUUUACCGUCUUUGUACAGUAGCAAGGUUUUUGAAAGGGCAUCUGCAGAGUAUGCUCAAUUAGUCACAUUCAUAGAGAAUAGCGUCCAUCGCUAUUAG
This is a messenger RNA of Dovyalis caffra, 1050 nucleotides long. Lineage: Eukaryota; Viridiplantae; Streptophyta; Magnoliopsida; Malpighiales; Salicaceae. The record is from the annotation of a GenBank genome assembly.